Ostreococcus tauri is the source of this 579-nucleotide messenger RNA. Its product is annotated as Prenylated rab acceptor PRA1. The record is from RefSeq and is a predicted model, not a curated record. The coding region runs from base 1 to 579 and encodes 192 amino acids. The transcript has a single exon. Gene Ontology annotation, cellular component: Golgi apparatus. Lineage: Eukaryota; Viridiplantae; Chlorophyta; Mamiellophyceae; Mamiellales; Bathycoccaceae.
AUGAGCGGGACGUCAAGCGACGUGGCGACGGGCGGCGUGUUCUCCGCGGUGCAUCGCGUCAAGGACAGCGCGGUACACGUGUGGGGUCAGCAGAGACCGAUGAGCGAGGUCUUAGACGCGAGCGCGUACUCCAGACCGGCGAACUUUGGUGAUGCCACGUCGAGGAUGCAAAAGAACCUGAACUACUUCCGGAUCAACUACCUGGUGUUCACUUGCGCGGUGCUGUCGCUAUUUGUCUUGUUCCACCCGAGCUCGCUCGCGGUUUUCGGUGGCGUCGCAGCGGCGUGGGCGUACGUGUUCGCCGUUCGAUCGGAACCGUUAAAGAUAGGUGAUAGAGAGCUCAGUCAUCGCGAGCAGUUGAUGGGGAUGACGGCUUUGAGCGCGUUCGUGAUCUUCAUGCUCACGAGCGCCGGUACGGUUUUGUUUAGCGGCAUGGGAGUCGCCCUGCUCGGCAUCGGCGCGCACGCCGCCGCGAGAGUGCCGGACGACUUGUUCGUCGAAGACGCCGAAAGUAACAAGGGGUUUUUCUCCUUCCUCGAGCCCCCGGCGAGGAACGGCGUGUCCUCGGGCACCGUGUAA